Messenger RNA from Penicillium subrubescens, 567 nucleotides. RefSeq names its product N-acetylglucosaminyldiphosphodolichol N-acetylglucosaminyltransferase catalytic subunit ALG13 (gene alg13). The record is from RefSeq and is a predicted model, not a curated record. Gene Ontology annotation, biological process: dolichol-linked oligosaccharide biosynthetic process. Lineage: Eukaryota; Fungi; Ascomycota; Eurotiomycetes; Eurotiales; Aspergillaceae. Gene Ontology annotation, cellular component: UDP-N-acetylglucosamine transferase complex; extrinsic component of endoplasmic reticulum membrane. The transcript has 3 exons. Gene Ontology annotation, molecular function: hexosyltransferase activity. Bases 1 to 567 code for a protein of 188 amino acids.
AUGGUUGUCAAGCUCUGUCUCGUCACUGUGGGAGCUACGGCACCGUUCGAGAAGCUCGUCCAGGCCGUCCUCCAUGAGUCGUUCUUGGCGGAGCUGGAGAAGCACAAGUUCACCCGUCUCUUGAUCCAGCAUGGCAAAGGUGGCCAGCAAGUCUUUGACGCCUACCGUGCCGAGUAUGAGAGCGGCAAUAUUGACCACGGUAUUGAAAUCGGUGGCUUUGAUCUUCGCCCCAACAUGAUCCCAUAUCUCCGCAUGGUCCGAGACGACCCCGGCGACUUCCAGGAGCUUGGAAUGGUGAUCAGCCAUGCCGGUACCGGCUCAAUCUUGGACGCUCUUCGUGCGGGCGUGCCACUCGUGGUUGUUCCCAACCCUGAUCUAGCCGACAACCACCAACAGGAGCUGGCCGAUCAACUUGCCGGCCUGGGAUAUGCCAUCAUUGGCAAACUUGAUGAUAUCCCCAGCACUGUUGGCCAAGCUGUCAAGCAGGGUGAGCGGGCGCCCUUCUUCCGCCACGGCCAGAAGGGUCGCGAGAUCCCGAUGGGGGAUGAACUGUCGUGGGUGGACUGA